AUGCCAGAGGGAAAUCACAGCAUUGUGACUGAAUUUAUCCUUACAGGAUUCCCUGGACUUCAUCCAGAAUACCAAGGUCUUGCCUCAGUUGUGUUGUUCUUGGUUUAUUCCUUUACUUUGAUGGGCAAUGCUACAGUCUUUUUUUUAUUUGCAACUGAUCGUAGCCUUCAUAAGCCAAUGUAUUAUAUAAUUCUGAAUCUCAGUGCUUGUGACAUUCUCUUUAGCACAACCACCUUACCUAAGAUCAUAAGUAAGUACUGGUUUCAAUCAGGGACCAUCUCAUUCAAUGCUUGUUUUGUCCAAAUGUACUUUGUUCACUUUCUUGGCUCAGUGAAUUCCUAUAUUCUCUUCCUAAUGGCUUUAGAUAGGUAUUUCGCCAUCUGCCAUCCUCUCAGAUAUACACUUGUUCUUAAAAACUCCACUAUAUGCAUUCUCAGUAUUACUGCAUGGGUUGUUGCCAAUGCAGGCCCUUUAAUGAUAGUUAUUAGGGCAUACCCUCUGCCUUACUGUGCCUCAAACAUAAUCAAUCACUGUUACUGUGAUCAUAUUGGUAUAACAAUACUCGCUUGCACUGACAGAGCCCCUUAUGGCUUUCCUGCUUUUGUGUUUGCAAUGGUUGUGCUGCUGGGGCCUCUGGCAUUUAUCAUUUUUUCCUACUGUUGCAUAGUUAGAGCAGUACUUAAGAUAGCAAAUUUACAAGGUCGCCUUAAAUCUUUAUCCACUUGUAGUACUCAACUAAUGGUAAUUUCACUCUAUUAUUUACCCAGGUGUUUUGUAUAUUUAGCCAGCAAUGUUGGCAUUAAAUUUAGUGCCGAUAUGCGAAUAGUAAUUAUCAUGCUGUAUAGCCUUUGCCCCCCUAUGAUAAAUCCACUUAUAUAUUGCUUAAGAAGUAAAGAAAUGAGAGAAAGCUUGCGAAAGCAAUUCAACAAAAGGGCUGCUUCACAAAAAACACGAGUUGCAGCUGUUAGUGACUGA
Molecule: messenger RNA, 975 nt
Organism: Seriola dumerili (greater amberjack)
Lineage: Eukaryota; Metazoa; Chordata; Actinopteri; Carangiformes; Carangidae
Product: olfactory receptor 2AT4-like
Exons: 1
Coding region: 1-975 (324 amino acids)
Biological process (GO): G protein-coupled receptor signaling pathway
Cellular component (GO): membrane
Molecular function (GO): olfactory receptor activity; G protein-coupled receptor activity
Source: RefSeq, a predicted model, not a curated record